AUGGCUAGCAACGGGCAGGAUCUGUCGAAGGUGUCUGGUCCGGAGUCGAUGAGCAAGCCGACGACAUCUUCAAUCGGAGCCCAGGUCCAGAAUGGCGCGCCCAGCAUGGAUGCUACGGCUGACGCAGUGAAGCCUAAGAAGAAGAAGCGAGGCGGCAAGAACAAGAGAAAGACUCGGAAGCAAAGCUUCGCCGCCGCUACAGAAAGCGGAGCCGAGGGAAUGGAGGAGGAAAGACCCAGUCUGCUGGAUGUACCCGACCCUCACACUUCAGCCCAGCAGCACAACUUCUAUCGUUUGCGAGCAGGCAAGGGAAGCAACACCAGCCUCGAGAGCGAGGCCCUACUCGACCACAGAGAGCAUGAGUCAUCACGGAGUCGAAGAGAGAGCUUAUCGCAUGGCUUCUCUCGACCCAGUCUGCCCAUGGCUCGGAACCGUGGCUCUGGCUACUCGGCGCAGUAUACUGCUGGUAAGAAGUCACGUCUAGCCCGAGGCGCUAAUUCCGCUAUCGAAGAGGAUGACGACGAGGAGGAAGAUGCGACUGAUCAGACAGCUCUCCUAGCAUCAAGUGCUCGCCGACCCAAGCCCCAGUACUCGAGGACGAAUAGCAGUUUCCGCCUUGAAUCGCCGAGAGCCAGGCGGUCGUCUGGUCAUUCCAAGGGCUCACAGAAGAAGAAAAUUGGAGUCGACAUUUCUGCACGACCACGUCCAGGCGCUGCACAAGAUGAAAAUGACAGUGACUACGAUGUCAAUAACCCGCCAUCUGUGCCGAACUCGCCAAAGAUAGGGUCGAUGGACGAUAUCAUGAUGGGCAGUCAUGACUCUCAGCGAGGGCGUGAUGCUGUGAUCAGCAUAGACGGAGAUUACCGUCCAGAUCGUAUGGAUUCAGAGGAGUCGCCCGAUGCUUCGCGCCGCCGGCCUACCAUUGCGGAUCUGGCAGAGCGAGACGUGUGCUUCCCCGGUGAGGACACAUCAGAGCUUGGUGAGGAUGACCGAAGAUCUACCGAUGUGGCGAGCAGGACCCGACGGAAGCAUGCACGGGAGUUUCCAAAUUAUGGCAUGCUCGAAGAUUGGGCGAUGCAAGAGAAAGAGGAGCGUACUCAUCAGGAGCAGAUCCGUGUCAAGAAGAUAUCGGAACCGAUCAUGGUUGGUGGCCGUCUUCGACCUGGCAAGAGUGUCUGGCAUCGCGAAGAAGACGAUGCGCCCUUCCGCUUUACCUACUUCAAUGAGCUAAUGGACAGUACGAUUCAUGCACGGACUAUCAGCGAUCUUCAGCAGGAAGGUCUAUCGUUCCGUGACCUCUUCACGCCCGAGCCAAUUGAACUUAGCUCGUCGGAAUCAGAGGAUGAUGAAGAAGGCGAUGACAAUGGCCUGGCGCGUCCGUCUGUGCAGCACACACUUCAACGACAUCUCAGCCAACAUCCGCCAGAUUCUCUUCACACUGGCCAGGACAGCAACGGAGGAAAGCGCUCACCGUCCGCAUCGGUUGCAGGCACAGGAUCCAAUACGCCUCGUGCUCGUGACGAAAGUGGUACGCCGCGACCAAGGUUGAAUGGCAAGAGGUUCAGCGCAAAGCCCACCUUCUGGCUCGACGUGCUACAGCCCACGGAAGAAGAGAUGAAAGUUAUCGCUCGUUCUUUCGGCAUCCAUCAACUGACUGUGGAAGAUAUCAUGAUGCAGGAGCAGCGUGAAAAGGUGGAACUCUUCUCCAAGUAUUACUUCGUCAAUUAUCGGUCGUUUGAACAGGACCAGGAAUCCGAGGACUAUCUGGAACCGGUCAACAUGUACAUUGUGGUCUUCCGUGAGGGUGUACUGACCUUCCACCACUCAAUGACACCUCAUCCGGCCAAUGUACGAAGACGCAUAAGGCAGCUGAACGACUACAUGAGCCCAUCUGCAGAUUGGAUCAGCUACGGCAUCAUCGACGAUGUCACAGACGCAUAUCUGCCAUUAGUGCAGUCUAUCGAAGAAGAAGUGGACGAGAUCGAUGACCAAAUCUUGGGCAUGCAUGAAAACUCCGGCGACAUACAGAAGCAACAAGCCAAGGCCUCCAAGCAACUUGGCAAAGCUCUCAAUGAGAAGGAGGGUAGUCCCAAACCUACCAAUCAAGCCGACAUGGGUGCUCAGAAAGCUGAAGGCGAGAAGACGAUCGGAGAAUCCGGCGGUGAUAUGCUGAGACGAGUCGGGGAGUGCCGCAAGAGAGUUAUGAGCUUGUACCGCCUGCUCGGCAACAAGGCCGAUGUGAUUAAGGGGUUUGCAAAGAGGUGUAAUGAGCAUUGGCAAGUCGCUCCCCGUAGCGAGAUUGGUCUAUAUCUUGGUGAUAUCCAGGACCAUAUUGUUACGAUGACGGGCAACUUGAGCCAUUACGAGAAUCUUUUAUCGAGAGCUCAUAGCAACUACUUGGCUCAGAUCAACCUCCGGAUGAACGAGCGCUCUGAGCAGACGGCGGACGUCCUUGGUAAACUCACCGUUCUCGGUACAAUCGUCUUGCCGAUGAACAUCGUGACCGGCUUGUGGGGUAUGAACGUCUGGGUACCUGGGCAGGAAUAUGAGGGUAAUUUGAUUUGGUUCUGGUGGGUACAUCCUCUUUCAUAUCGAUUGUCGUUGACGCUGACUUCUUGA
This is a messenger RNA of Recurvomyces mirabilis, 2619 nucleotides long. RefSeq names its product CorA metal ion transporter. The transcript has 2 exons. Gene Ontology annotation, cellular component: fungal-type vacuole membrane. The record is from RefSeq and is a predicted model, not a curated record. Gene Ontology annotation, biological process: intracellular magnesium ion homeostasis; magnesium ion transmembrane transport. Gene Ontology annotation, molecular function: magnesium ion transmembrane transporter activity. NCBI's taxonomy places the organism in Eukaryota, Fungi, Ascomycota, Dothideomycetes, Mycosphaerellales, Teratosphaeriaceae. Bases 1 to 2619 code for a protein of 872 amino acids.